Molecule: messenger RNA, 1344 nt
Organism: Aspergillus campestris IBT 28561
Lineage: Eukaryota; Fungi; Ascomycota; Eurotiomycetes; Eurotiales; Aspergillaceae
Product: c-type cytochrome
Exons: 4
Coding region: 491-916 (141 amino acids)
Biological process (GO): mitochondrial electron transport, ubiquinol to cytochrome c; mitochondrial electron transport, cytochrome c to oxygen
Cellular component (GO): mitochondrial intermembrane space
Molecular function (GO): electron transfer activity; heme binding
Source: RefSeq, a predicted model, not a curated record
CUUCAAUUCCUCUCUCGAUCACUCAAUCGCUCCGUCUCUUCCUCGCUGUACAGUAACUUCCGUCUUUCUUUCACUUAGACUUCUUUUCUAUCUUCAUAAUGGGCAAGGAAGCUUCUUUCGCUCCCGGUAAGAUCACUUCCUCCCCUGCUGCUUCCUGCUCUGUCUCCUGGCACCGCUGUGGUCAUCCUCACCUCACCACACCUUAUUCACGCCGCACGGUAACUUUGCGGACGAUGAUUCCGACCCUGUCAUGAUUACAACAUUGCCGUGAAUUGCGCCCAUUUGAGUUCUGGGGGGUGAUGCCUUGUCAUUGCUUUGUUUGGGUUGUUCUUUGAAUGUCUUUGGAUGUCCUUUGUCAACUCAAUCCCCAAAACUCACUACCAACCUCACUAUCAACCCUUCUGUCAACUCGAACCAUACCCAGCGACACUGCACUCGUCAUUUCCAGUUUCCAGCUAUUCAAGAUUCAAGAUUCAAGCCAUCAACCAUCAUGACCAGCUACGAUGUUUUUUGCUUCACCACAUCUCUCCACAUCCGGGAGGCAGAGCUAGAAGCCAUCAGGAAUGCCAAUGAAGCCAACGACGCUGACCGUCUUCUUUCUCCAGGUGACUCCGCCAAGGGUGCCAAGCUCUUCCAGACUCGCUGUGCUCAGUGCCACACCGUCGAGGCUGGCGGUGCCCACAAGGUCGGCCCCAACCUGAACGGUCUCUUCGGCCGUAAGACUGGCUCGUCCGAGGGCUACUCCUACACCGACGCCAACAAGCAGGCCGGUGUCACCUGGGACGAGGGCUCUCUGUUCAAGUACCUCGAGAACCCCAAGAAGUUCAUCCCCGGUACCAAGAUGGCCUUCGGUGGUCUGAAGAAGCCCAAGGAGAGGAACGACCUGAUCACCUUCCUCAAGGAGAGCACCGCCUAAAUUCACGACCGUCUGUGAACGACAAGAGAAAACAAAAAAGAUUUCCUUGAUUUUUUCUUUCCACUCUUCUCUUCAUAACCCGGUGCCGGAGGGACGGAUCAUGCGUACGCACUGUGGUAACAGCAGAGAUUCAGCCACCCGAUGGGCAGGGCUUGUAAUAUUAUUGACCUUGUUUACACUACAAUAGACCUGGUUUUCCUUGGUUGUUGGAGUAUUGCGGGGAUGUCAUCAAUUGAGAUGUUCGGGUUGCGACCGUCAACUGCAUCCGCCUGCAGAGUCUCCCCCCUUUCCCUUUUCCCCCCUUUUGUUUUAUUCUGAAUGGUCGGAUAUGGUUUUGUACAGUUCUGUAGCAUGGCUCACUUGGUUUUGAGAUUGUUUUGAUCAGGCCGAGAGGCGAUAAUGAAAUGAAACUCCACUCAUGAUUCUUC